Salvia hispanica is the source of this 1072-nucleotide messenger RNA. RefSeq names its product B3 domain-containing protein At3g18960-like. Gene Ontology annotation, molecular function: DNA binding. The record is from RefSeq and is a predicted model, not a curated record. Lineage: Eukaryota; Viridiplantae; Streptophyta; Magnoliopsida; Lamiales; Lamiaceae.
AUGCCAUCCUUAGCUGCAGCAAACUCAUUGAGCAUGGCUGCGAAUCCACCACACAGCGGCGAUGGGGCGGACAACCACGACCGACGUCGAAACCCUCGUUUCUUCAAGCAAUUCUAUGCGGUUCAAAGUGCAAACAAUCUGCGUCUCCCGCCGGAAUGGGUAACACGAUAUGCUGAGUUGCUCCCCGAACAGUGUACACUGGAGAUGCCGAACGGGGUGCGUUGGCCUGUACAAAUUAAGAAGAAAUAUUCUGGUUUGUACUUUGGGAAUGGUUGGUCCGACUUUGUUUAUCGGAUUCAUCUUUCCAAUGGGGACUUUAUGAAUAUCAUCUACGUCGGCGACGGUGUGUUUCACUUUGACCGGUACAACUUCGUGUCUGGAUGCAUCCCCAUGGGAGACUUUGAACGUAGAGAUUCAUUUGUAGAAUCCGAUCCCGAAGUAGACAUUGCCUCAGCUGAUGAGCAAUGGUUCUUAUCCGAUCAGGGAGAUGUCUCUGUCGAUGGUUCGGACCCGGAAAUUGAAUUAAGCACUGGCAUUCCUCUUCCAUCUUUCAGUCUCACAAUCACGAGGACACUUCUUGAGCACUACCUUGUAAUACCGAAUGAAUUUUGGUCAGCCCAUAUAGCCAAGGAUGGAAAACAAUUCAGUGCGGCUUUCACUGUACACUGCCGCACAUGGGACAUGGUUAUAACAAAGCAAAACGAGAAGUACUUUGCGCACGGUGGAUGGUUCCGUUUUCUCCGAGACAAUGAUAUCGAAGUUGGUGUCCGUUGUGUGUUCCACCUAGUGGAUUCUGUGAAGCUCCAUUUCCGUGUUAGUUUCUAACAUUUUAUUGCGCUGGUUUCGAGUAUAAGAGACAAAACUAGUUUUACUUUGUGUUAGCUCUUAUGUUGCGUAGGUAAUAGUUUGUCAUCGUAGCUAUUUUGCAUAAGUUCGAAGCCUUCGUCAAAGUUUUUAGCAACUUUGUCUCAUUGCAGGAUUGGUUAAGUGAAAUGAAGUAAUGUAUGACUAUGUCCCAAGACUUUUGUGGAGUAAUCAUAUGCUAUUAGAAAUAAUAUUCUUAUUUCGAUUU